Molecule: messenger RNA, 1385 nt
Organism: Aspergillus fijiensis CBS 313.89
Lineage: Eukaryota; Fungi; Ascomycota; Eurotiomycetes; Eurotiales; Aspergillaceae
Product: putative HAD superfamily hydrolase
Exons: 2
Coding region: 400-1245 (281 amino acids)
Molecular function (GO): phosphatase activity
Source: RefSeq, a predicted model, not a curated record
UGGAUUUCCUGUUGUCUGUGGAUAACUUGCUACUUACAUCAAGCCUCAGUCUGUGCUGCGCAUCACUUCAUGCCCACCAUCUCGAUCAUGAAAUGGCCAACGAGGUCAACUAUACUAUACUAUUCAGUAUCCAAUCGACACAUAGUGUACUAAGCACUCUUGCAAGUGACAUGAUGAAGUUGGCACCAGGUGUUCUUCCCCAUCCCAACCACCCACCGUCGUGCGGGUGCAGCCACGCUAGACGAUCUUGGGUAUAGACGCUAACUGCUAGGGACCUCAUUCAACCAACACUGCACAAUAGCUUUCUCAACUCGGCUCGAACUCUCUCUCGGAUUGUACCCCUCCGACUAACCCAUGCUCUUAUCAAUUGGGAGCUAGCUCUCACACAGUUAAGGAGCCAUGACUCGUCCCAAAAGAGAUUUCCCAGCAGUCCGCGCCUGCAUCUUCGACAUGGACGGUCUUCUCAUCAACUCCGAAGACAUCAUCACCCAAUCCACGAACAAACUCCUAGCAAAGUACCACCGACCGGCCUUCACUCGAUCGAUCCGGGCCCAGCUCAUGGGCGUCCCGGACUCGACCAGCAGCGACGCGUUCCACGACUGGGCGCAGUUGCCCACCCCCCGCGAGCAGUUCGCCGGCGAGCUGCACGAGCAGAUGCGCCGCGACUUCCCCACCUGCACCCCACUUCCUGGCGCGGAGAAGCUCCUCUCGGACCUCAGCCGUGCACGAUGCGUUUCUUCGUCUUCAUCCGGGGACAGACUAGCGCUAGCGCUGGCAUCGAGCACCAAGUCCCCGAGCUACGAGCUCAAGAUCACAUUGCCAGAAACGAGACGUUUGCUGAGCUUCUUCCCGCUGGAUCGCCGGAUCCUCGGGGAUGACCCCCGCGUGCGGGAGGGUCGAGGGAAGCCCGCGCCGGAUAUUUACUUGGUUGCCUUGCAGGCGUUGAAUUCGGCGGUAGAGCAGGGUGGAAGGCCGAUCUUGCCGGAGGAGUGUCUGGUCUUUGAGGAUAGUCUGGCCGGGGUGGAGGCUGGACGACGAGCGGGGAUGAGGGUUGUGUGGGUUCCGCAUCCGGAUGUGGCGAUGGAGUACCGGGGGAGGGAGUCGGAGGUGCUCGCUGGGAGAUCCGGGAUGUUUCGCCUCGGGGACGAGUGGCAGCUAGGCGAGAUCGAUGAUGGCUGGGCGGAAAGUCUUCCGAGCUUGGAGCAUUUUGAUGCCGGGAAGUAUGGGCUUGAGAUACCAGGCUAACUGCUGCGGGAAGGGACUGUUCCCAGCAUGGUGCAUGCCCCUUGGAGAAUCUAUCACUAUUUAGAUAACUGUAAAGUAUAUUGGUUUAGAUCACCGAUCACGAGACCAUGAUUGAUGGAAUCGAUUUGAUGGAACAUGAC